Molecule: messenger RNA, 1917 nt
Organism: Hirsutella rhossiliensis
Lineage: Eukaryota; Fungi; Ascomycota; Sordariomycetes; Hypocreales; Ophiocordycipitaceae
Product: MULE transposase domain-containing protein
Exons: 4
Coding region: 1-1917 (638 amino acids)
Biological process (GO): regulation of DNA-templated transcription
Source: RefSeq, a predicted model, not a curated record
AUGGAAUUGCAGCUACCAAGAGAGAUGUAUGCGAAGGGCAAAGUUCAAUUCACGCUUUGGCCAGUCAGCUCGACCAGGAGGGGUUUUGGAGUCGGAUCCACCCGCCAAGACGGCCGAGUGACCGCAGUCCUGUUCGCUCAUCCAGAGUCCUUGACGUAUCUCCAGGCAUACCCAGAUGUCUUGUUGCUAGAUUGCACGUACAAGACGAACAAACACGGCAUGCCGCUCCUCGACAUGAUAGGAGUAGAUGCUUGUCAGCGAUCAUUUUGCAUAGCAUUUGCAUUCCUUGGUGGGGAGACCGAAGCUGACUUCGUGUGGGCGUUGGAUCGCCUGAGGUCACUGUACGAACACCAUAGCGCCCGCUUACCCUCUGUCGUCCUAACAGACCGCUGCAUCGCCUGUAUGAACGCCGUUGCCAUUUCCUUUCCCACUUCUUGCUCACUACUCUGUCUGUGGCAUGCCAACAAGGCCGUCCUCCGCUAUUGCCGGCCAGCCUUCGUCCGCCAGGACCAACCGGAGUCCACAAACGCAGAGACAAUUGAUACGUCAGAGAGCAACGGCUGGUCUGAGUUCUACCAAUUCUGGCACUCGAUCAUGGCUGCACCAAACGAAGAAGCAUUCAAGGACCGAGCUACGCAAUUCGAGAAGAAGUACCUACCCAACCACCUCAAACAAGUUGGAUACAUCAAAACUUUCUGGCUUGAAGGGUAUAAGGAAAAGCUUGUUAAGGCUUGGGUUGAUCAACAUGCUCAUUUUGGAAAUACAGUCACGUCGCGCGUGGAGGGCAUACAUGCAUUGUUGAAGGCCCAUCUCAAAAAGUCCACGCUAAAUCUUUUCGAGGCUUGGAGGGCGAUGAAGCACGCGUUACUCAAUCAACUGUCAGACUUGAGAUCGAAUCAAGCCCGACAGCAGAUUCGGGUCCCAAUUGAGCUCUCUGGGCCCUUAUACGCUUCAGUGCGCGGUUGGGUCUCCCAUGAAGCGCUGAGAAAGGUGGAGGAGCAGCGGAAGAUGCUUGCGGGAUGGAACUCCCGGCCGCUGCUAGAGCCGCGCCAGCGAAUCGAGUCGACCUUAGCAAGUUCGGCUAUUCCCAAGCAGAGCACUCGGAGAGAACCCAGUGCAUUUGAGAGUAUCGAGGAGGCUCGUAAAGCGCCACCCACAUGCAGCAGGUGCCAUACGGUUGGUCAUAGGAUGACCGCGAAAGCCUGCCCGCUGCGCUUUGGAGAGCUGCUUCAAGAGACUACGUCGUCGAUGCAUUCACGAUCGGUGUCACCAUCGGAGAUCGUACCGUCAUCCCAGUACGUGCAAGCCGCUUUGGACGCACAGGAGCCAGAGCUUGCAACUGAGCCGCCAACUGAUGCGUCCCUGGCGACGGAUUUGGGGAGUGUCGCAGGAACCCUUACAAUUCUGCCCACUACAGCUCCAGACCAUCCUCCUGCCCAGUCGGAUUCCGGGCCCGUACCGGGUCCGCCCCGCGAUGCCACUGAGCUGCUGGUAUCGCCACCACCUAUCUCACCUGACUUGCCAGCCCCACCGCCGCCGAAAUAUGAUUCACCAGAAGCUAUACACAAAAGUUAUACCGCUGCAAGAAGCGCAUGGUAUGCAGCGCAGCCGGCCGGCAGCAUCAAGACAAACCAACAAUACCGCAAGGCAAUGAGGCUUCCAGCUAGGCAUUGCGCCACUACAACGGGGUUGAGAGCAUGGACGAAAGAAGAAAUGAUGGCAUACCUUGACUGGAGCCAUGCAGAAGAUCAGCGUGUUGAAGCCCAGAUCAUGAAGGAGAUGGGAGACAAUCCGUUAGCCAACACACGGAGGGGCGUGGCCGACAUUUGGCGACAGGUAGAAAAGGACAGCCGAGAGCAGGAAACGCUGUAUUCUGCACAUGUUGAGGCAGAUGAUUGUAUUUUCGUCGAGCCGUAG